UCUCUGUUUAUUUGUAUUGCUAUUACUAUAAAUUCACAUGUACCGUAACAUAAUACGGGGUUAAAUCAUUUCAGUGUUCCUUUUAUUAGUUUAUAAUAUGUAUUGUUUUGUUUUUUUCUGGACGCGCUUUGGUUAAAUUAACAGAUAACGGACACGGCGUUUAAGAUAAAAUAAGACGUUGUCCUCCAACUUUCGCUUUCAAUUCCUUGAACAUUAGCUGAUUUUCUUUCGAUUUUCAAAACAUUGCAUUGAAUUAAGUAAACCUGACGGUUCAUCAAGUACGCACUUUAAAUCACCAUGGAAUGCUUCAUGUGCAAAGUGAGGAAACUGCCGAACGAGUUUGCACCCGAACCAUUGACGGAGGUCUGUGAACACCCAGUUUUGCACUGUUUACGGUGUACGAUCAAGAGUGUUAAGGACUCAUCAACAUGCCCUUAUCCAGAAUGUGGAUCGUCUGUAAAGCUCACCGACAACAAGCCCCAGUACUUUCAGGCCAUUCUCGAUGACCUUUUCAAGGAGUAUGCAGUUGAUGACGAUGAUGACACCGACGUUAAUGGUGGAGCUACACAUUUCUCUCUUGGCGGAACACUUACAAUUUCGCUUUUGACAGGAGAGAGCAUUGCCAUCCCCUUUACCCCAAGCAUGGAAAUUUUGCAGCUAAAGGCUAAAAUCAUGAACCAGCUUAAACAUGAUACCAACAAGCAGAAACUGCUGUACAAGGAUACGGAACUCAUGAGUUACCAAAGCAAUGGCGCACAUUCCAAACUGUCGGACUUCGCAGUCAAACCGAAUUCCACCAUUCAGCUUGUUGUGCUUCUGUUUGCAAUUCCGGACAACUUUAACCACGUCGUUUUCGACCUGUUUUGGGAAUAUCCUUCUUCAGGGAUGGAUUUCCUUGAUGCAUCAUGUCUAAUUUUUCAAGGAACUUCUUUUCAAAGAUAUUGUGAUUACCGAAAUCGAGCGUCUAUAUCUGCUCUGUCACAUUCGGGCGAUGUUAUGGAUGGUCGUAAUAGAAAAGGACACCACACCAUUCAAGUAAAACUUCAAGAAAUACCACCAAAUAUCAGUCAUCUUUUCUUCACACUGAGUGCAUAUAACUCUCCAAAUAUUUCGCGAUACCCUAACCCGAGUUUGAGGUUUUACGAAGCAGCGAAUCCUUCCAAGAACUUGUGCAAAACUACGUUUCACCAUGCCAGGGCAUCACAGGCUGUCGUCAUGUGUUCCAUGUCCCGUAAUGCUACAGGUGGAUGGGAAAUAUUCGAAUCUGGGAAACUCUCAUCUGGAAAUGCCAAAAACUAUGCACCGCUGAAGACAACCAUCUGUUCUCUUAUUUCACAGGGAUUUUAGCUGUGUAGAAACUGUAAGAAUAACAAGCUAUCAGAUAAUUAUUUUAACAAUAGUUACUGUAUUGAUGAAGUUAACUAUGAGUUUCCUUUGAUUAAUGAAAUAUAUCGUUAUAUUGAAUUAAACAUUCUAGCAUGGUUCUGAAAGCUCGCUUAAGUGUCAGCCUGUUUCGGCUUUCCCGAAUUUUAAGAAAAUAUAUUAUCAACAUUAAAAUGCUUUCAACGAA
This is a messenger RNA of Mya arenaria, 1570 nucleotides long. RefSeq lists its product as uncharacterized. The record is from RefSeq and is a predicted model, not a curated record. NCBI's taxonomy places the organism in Eukaryota, Metazoa, Mollusca, Bivalvia, Myida, Myidae. Gene Ontology annotation, molecular function: protein binding. The transcript has 3 exons. The coding region runs from base 298 to 1347 and encodes 349 amino acids.